Molecule: messenger RNA, 808 nt
Organism: Bactrocera latifrons
Lineage: Eukaryota; Metazoa; Arthropoda; Insecta; Diptera; Tephritidae
Exons: 2
Coding region: 113-694 (193 amino acids)
Biological process (GO): defense response to bacterium
Cellular component (GO): extracellular region
Source: RefSeq, a predicted model, not a curated record
UGUAAUACCAAACUAUUGAAAGCACCAAAGAAAGCAAGUCCAACAAUAACUUGUAAUAAAAGUUGAGCCAAUUAGCGAGUAUUUCUAAAAAAUUAUAUAAAUAUUUGCAAAUAUGGGCAAUAAUAUUGAUAUUAGAGGUAUGAGAUCAGUAAGCCUCCUACUUCAUCAAGAGAUCCACGUACAAACGGCAAAAACUUUUGGUGACCAAAAUUGCAAAACUACGACUGGUGUUUUCAUGACUGGCAGUACAUCUGGUGCGCCUGGGAAGGUUGGCAUAUUUGCCGAAUUGAAAAAGGAACGCGCCAAUUGGUCAGUGACGUUAUUGAGAGUUAUCAAAUUUGCCACUAUUCUAUCUUUAGAGUUUGGUUGGGAGUUAUUCAAUGAUGGCACACACUUGUUGAGAUUGGAAUCAAGAACUUCGUUCGUAAAACCCGACGAUCGCACGAAAUUAAUUCGUAAAAGUUGUGGUGUUACUUAUAAGCAUGCGCAUGGUUAUAACGUCGAUUUGGCCUUCUCUAAAGUAGGGUCAUUCAAUGCUUACAGCCUUGAUGCACAAGCAAAAGCUAGUAUCUGGAGCUCAGCUGAUAAUACCAACACUUUGCAUUUAACUGGCAGUGCGAUGUACCAUGUGGAUGGGCCGCUUGCAGGCAAAAAAAGAUUCUCUGGCGGCUUAAAAUUUACUCAUCACUUUUAGAUUAACAAAUUUAGGAGAGUAGGAGUUAGUGACUUUAUGUUUAGAAAUUUGUUGUAUAUUUUAAUUUUUUUAUAAAAUGUACAAACAGAUUUAUUACUUAGGUCUGUUAAUACA